This is a messenger RNA of Manihot esculenta (cassava), 1127 nucleotides long. RefSeq names its product GDT1-like protein 4. The coding region runs from base 337 to 1041 and encodes 234 amino acids. The transcript has 12 exons. Gene Ontology annotation, biological process: Golgi calcium ion transport; manganese ion transmembrane transport; Golgi calcium ion homeostasis. Gene Ontology annotation, molecular function: manganese ion transmembrane transporter activity; calcium ion transmembrane transporter activity. Gene Ontology annotation, cellular component: Golgi apparatus. The record is from RefSeq and is a predicted model, not a curated record. NCBI's taxonomy places the organism in Eukaryota, Viridiplantae, Streptophyta, Magnoliopsida, Malpighiales, Euphorbiaceae.
GGCUAUCGAUGUGGGCUUACAAUAUCAAAGAAUGAGAUGGGAUCAUACAACUUUUUAUUUUUUGCUAAAUUUUAAGGAUUUGAAUAAUAUUAUCUGGAGAGCAGGUACAGUGAUGGAUGUGGCCUCCCUCACAUGGUUACUUCCUCAGCUAAGAUUGAACGCCUGAACUAGUUGAACAAGAGACAAUAUGCUCUUGAUUCGCGCUGUACGCUAAUUAAGUUUUACGAGGUUUCAAUCAGCUUCAUUUUGUCAACUCUCAGACAAUUACUCUCAACUCAACUGCUCAGUUCUCUUCACUGUUUUGGUGGCUUCUGCAGCUUAUCUUAGCAACAGAAAAUGCUCAGUAUUCUAACAUCACAGGGAUUCCCCAAGUCCAUUGCCAUGACGAUUCUUUCAGAAUUGGGAGAUCGGACGUUUUGUGUUGCUGCAAUCUUGGCAAUGCGGUAUCCAAGGAAGAGUGUCUUGUUAGGCUGCCUGGUUUCUGUGAUUGCUACGACUAUUAUCUCUGCUCUGCUUGGUUGGGCUGCACCAACUCUGCUCUCCGAGAAAUGGACACAUCAUAUCACAACCCUACUCUUCUUUGGCUUUGGUCUUCGUUCUUUGUGGGAAGGAUUCACAGAAGAUGAUGAUGACAAUGAAGAACUGGAAGAAGUUGAAAAGGAAUUGGAAAAGGACUUAAAGACAAGUGCUGCAAAAUCAAAAGCAAUUUCUAAGGAAGAUGAGAAUUUGAAGAAGCAACACAAGCCAUUUCUCACACGUUUCGUCUCGCCUGUUUUCUUGAAGGCAUUUUCCCUCACAUUUUUUGGAGAAUGGGGUGAUAAGAGUCAGCUAGCAACAAUUGGGUUGGCAGCAGAUGAGGACGUUUUCGGAGUUAUUAUGGGGGACAAGCAAUCUGCACAGUGGCAGCUGUUCUGGGUGGAAAGAGCUUGGCCUCAAGAAUAUCCGAGAGACUGGUCACAAUUUUGGGAGGAUUUCUCUUUCUGGCUUUUGGUGUUCAAUCUUUACUUUCCCCAAGUUAAGGACAUGUUCUAUAUCAAAUAAUUCUUGACACAGUUGUAUGCUUUAAUUCGCUCCAGAAACUAUGUUACUACAUUAUUCUCAAAAUUUUCAAGUUCAGUUUUAUUAUA